Messenger RNA from Physcomitrium patens, 1634 nucleotides. RefSeq names its product shikimate O-hydroxycinnamoyltransferase. NCBI's taxonomy places the organism in Eukaryota, Viridiplantae, Streptophyta, Bryopsida, Funariales, Funariaceae. The record is from RefSeq and is a predicted model, not a curated record. Gene Ontology annotation, molecular function: acyltransferase activity, transferring groups other than amino-acyl groups.
AAGGCACACUAGGAGCACCUUCAUAAAGACCUACCUCUGUAACGAUCCCUGUCAUCUCCGUCAUUUCACAGCAUCUCCAUCCGUAUUCGCGUUCCUUGUUUGGAGAGUAGUGGGAUCAGAUCUCCAUCUUCUCACUGUCGAAUUGUUCUACUCCUUGGACGAUUGAUUGCAAGAGUAACCUUAUCAUGAACUUCAUCCAUGCUAGCUGCGAGACGAUCGUACCAUCGCCCCCUUGCACUCCUCAUCUCAUCACUCUCUCCAACAAUGACCUGAUCAUGCCCCCCUACUACACAGGCUUCCUCUACUUCUUCCAUGCCCCCACCGAGCCCGAGCACCGCGUGCGUCCCAAGUCUCUCCAACUCGCCCUCGCACGUGCACUUUCAGCAUUUCCCCCAGCCGCGGGUCGCUUGAAAGCCAGGAGCAAUGGCGCGGGCAUGGACAUCGAAUGCAACAACCAGGGAGCUAUUUUCGUGGAGGCCCACGCUACAGCAACGCUUGAAGAUUUACUGAAAUCAGGAAACAGCAGUGCACGAGGUAGGGAUACGUUUCAGCCGAGUCCGUUGUGGAAAUCACUUGCGCCUGACCCUAACGCAAUUGAUCAAGGACCUACAGAGAAACCUCUUCUCUUUACGCAGUUGACAAGGUUAGCUGGUGGAGGAGUGGUGUUAGCAGUCAAGUUGCAUCACUUCGUUAGCGAUGGCGCUGCUCAAGACUAUUUUGUGUCAUCAUGGGCAGAGCUCGCACGGAACGGUGAGAUCUCAGCACUCCCCUAUCUAGACCGCGCAGUCAUGAAAGCUCGAACCCCUCCAUGCCCCUCGUUUGAGCACGUUGAAUACAUCGUCCAUAAGGAAGUGCCCGGUGGAUUUUCGAGCACUACAAAGCCACCUCCCAUGACAUCCAAAAUCUUCGAAUUUCGGACUGAGGAUAUUCUUCUGUUGAAGGACAGAGCCAAUUCACAUGACAAGAAGGACGCCUUCACAGGAUUUCAGGCAUUGGCAUCUCACAUAUGGAAACACGUGACCAAAGCGCGCGGAAUUGAACCCUCAUGCGACAUCAAGCUUGGCUGGGCAGUUGACGGUCGCAAGCGCUUCAAUCCACCACUCCCUACAAACUAUUUUGGGAAUGUGAACUUCUACGGAUGUGUUAAGUCGAACGCAAGGGAGGUGGUGGCCAAGCCUCUCGACUGUGCAGCCACGAGCAUCCGGUCUGCUACAAACCGCAUUACAGACGAGUACAUGCGCUCUGCGCUGGACUUCAUCGAAUCUCAAAUGAAUCCUUUCUUGUUAACAGCCAGUUUCGUAGGCACUGCGGAUUUGGCCAUGACAAGCUGGACUCGCUUUGCAUCGUAUGAGGUAGAUUUCGGGUGGGGCAAGCCAGUCUGGUUUGCACCUCCCAUUUACGACUUCGCAGGAUUGGUAAUUCUGCUGCCUCACCCAACAGACCAGGGUGGAGCAAACAUUCUCAUCGGCAUGUUAGAGGUUCAUAUGAAGGCUUUGCUAACUGAUGCUGAAUUCUAUCCUGUACGGUGACGCGCUUUGAAAAUCUCCAGCAAAGUUGCAUUCCAAAGUGACAAAAUAUGCACAUUAUUGUACAUCACAUUCACUCCGCUUAUUAUUCCUGUAAGGUUUCAUGAA